AGGAAGUGUGCUAACCAGGUAUGAUUUUAUAUACUUUGAACUCAUGUUCUCCUUAUAUUUAUUUUGAUCACAAAGGUGUUUCCUUGAUUAGCAAGCUUUUAUUUAAAAAAAAAUUGUGCUAACCAUAUCUGAUGUUUUUUUUUUAUUACAAACAACACAACGAUUGUGCUGAUAUGUACAACAAACUAGCUGGAGUACAACUGCCUCUGCUAUUACUUAUAACACAGAAUUGUGCUGGUAUGGACUGUCAUCUUACCAGCUAUAUCAACAUUUUUCAAAUUACACGAAAGAUCUUACAAGAAACUACAUUGGAAACACCAAGGAAUCAGCUAACUCGGAACAAAGAGUUGACAUGCAUCUUUUUGGACGUACAAAUUUCAACAUUUGUGAAAAGUUUCAUUUUCAAACCUCCUAAUGUCAACUCUCUCACUCUAUUCGUCUACAACAACAAUGGAAGACGAGAGUUUAGUACCUUUUUCGUCACUGCUUUUUGGCUAAUGCAGUUUUCGAAGAAAAAGGAUGAGGUCUUUAAUGAUGAUAGAGAGCUUUCAUUUACUGGAUUCUCUGAUUUAGUUUAUCCACUUGAAAAUCAAUUGAUUUCCAUGUACCUAGAUUUAGGUGCAUGUACUCCUUCUCUUGGACUAUAUUUCCUUGAAGAGGUGUUGUCUAGUUCUCUGAAAAAGGCUGUAACUGGUGAUAUGAAGAACCUCUAUAGAAAAACUGCAACUUGUGUGAGACGGAAGACGUUGAAAUAA
Molecule: messenger RNA, 755 nt
Organism: Lycium barbarum (goji berry)
Lineage: Eukaryota; Viridiplantae; Streptophyta; Magnoliopsida; Solanales; Solanaceae
Exons: 3
Coding region: 132-755 (207 amino acids)
Source: RefSeq, a predicted model, not a curated record